AUGAGGUUUGCGGGGCAUAAUGGCCAGGCUUUAAAGGAGGUGCUGGCGUCGAUUAUACCGAAUCAUCUGCAGUCACGUAGCCCGCGGUAUGGGAAGUUGCUGGACAAUUUGAGUAAGGUAAGAAAGGUGACGAAUCAUACACCGUUGACGCUUUCGGAGAAGGUAUUGUAUUCGCACUUGUGCGAUGUCGAGGAGUCGUUGGUUUCGUGUAGGUUGGAGGAUAUUCGGGGUAAACUGUAUUUGAAGUUGCAUCCUGAUCGUGUGGCGAUGCAGGAUGCGUCGGCGCAAAUGGCAUUGUUGCAGUUCAUGGCGACUGGAUUGAGUUCUACGGCAGUUCCUGCUUCCAUACACUGUGAUCAUCUAAUUGUAGGGAAGGAUGGUGAGUCUGAGGACUUGGCAUCGUCGAUUUCUAUGAAUGAGGAGGUAUUUAGGUUUCUACAGUCGUGUGCGGAGAAGUAUGGUAUUCAGUUUUGGGGACCUGGAUCUGGUAUCAUUCACCAAGUUGUUCUGGAAAACUUUUCGGCGCCUGGCCUGAUGAUGCUGGGAACGGAUUCUCAUACUCCUAAUGCGGGUGGGUUAGGUGCUAUUGCAAUUGGGGUUGGAGGGGCGGACGCUGUGGAUGCGUUGACAGGUACGCCAUGGGAGCUGAAGGCACCUAAAGUUUUGGGUGUAAAGUUGGUGGGAAAGUUAGGUGGCUGGACCUCUCCAAAGGACGUUAUUACAAAAUUGGCUGGGAUGUUAACCGUUCGCGGAGGUACUGGGUACAUUAUAGAGUAUUUUGGCGACGGUUUGAAAACUCUAUCUUGUACCGGAAUGGCUACUAUCUGUAAUAUGGGUGCUGAACUCGGCGCUACAACGUCAAUCUUCCCGUUCCAAGAAGCUCAUAAACGUUAUUUGGGAGCAACAGGUAGAGCCUCGCUAGCAGAUGCUUCCGAAUAUGUACAGAAUCGAUACAAAUUCUUGUCUGCCGAUGAAGGUGCAGAAUACGACAAAGUGGUCGAAAUUAACUUGAGUGAGCUUGAGCCACACAUAAACGGUCCCUUUUCACCUGAUUUGUCGACUCCUAUUUCCAGAUUUGGAAUCAAAUGUAAUCAGGAACAAUGGCCGCAAAAGAUUUCAGCAGGUCUUAUUGGUUCCUGUACAAAUUCUUCUUAUGAGGACAUGAGUAGAGCAGCUAAUAUUGUUAGACAGGCUUCUUCUGUAGGAUUGAAGCCUCGAAUCCCAUUUUUUGUUACCCCGGGCUCUGAACAAAUUAGAGCCACACUCCACAGGGAUGGGCUGAUCGAUACUUUUAAAGAGAAUGGUGCCACAGUAUUAUCAAAUGCAUGCGGUCCGUGUAUUGGCCAAUGGGAUCGUCAAGAUGUUUCAAAGGCUUCACAAGAAACAAAUACUAUCUUGACUUCAUUCAACAGGAACUUCAGGGCUAGAAACGAUGGAAAUAGGAAUACUAUGAAUUUUUUAACUUCUCCUGAAAUGGUCACUGCUAUGAUUUAUUCUAGUGAUGUACAAUUCAACCCGCUGAGUGAUAUGAUUAAACUAGAAAAUGGCUCUGAGUUUAAAUUCCAGCCCCCUGUUGGUGAAGAAUUGCCUUCGGCCGGAUUUGAGCAAGGACGGGAUUGCUUUUAUCCACCAUCAGACCCAGUUCCGAAUCCAGAGACUCAAAUUGAAGUGUCCCCAACCUCCAAUCGUCUUCAACUGCUAAGGCCAUUCAAACCUUGGAAUGGCAAAGAAUUAAGGACUAACGUGAUAUUAAAAGUUCAAGGCAAAUGUACCACGGACCAUAUUUCUGCUGCUGGUGUGUGGUUAAAAUAUAAAGGGCAUUUGGAAAAUAUAUCUUAUAACACGUUGAUUGGUGCUCAAAAUAAAGAAACUGGGGAAGUUAACAAGGCCUACGACUUUGAUGGCACUGAGUAUGGAAUUCCGGAAUUGAUGAUGAAAUGGAAGAGUCAAAAUAAACCAUGGGCUAUCAUUGGAGAAAACAAUUAUGGUGAAGGGUCUGCAAGAGAGCAUGCUGCCUUAUCCCCAAGGUUUCUAGGCUGUGAAAUAAUUCUGGUAAAAUCGUUUGCAAGAAUUCAUGAAACAAAUUUGAAGAAACAAGGUAUCCUACCAUUGACUUUCGCAAAUGAAUCUGAUUAUGAUCUUAUAUCCUCUACUGACAUUCUGGAAACGGAUGGUUUGCCUGAUUUGGUCGCCAAGUAUGGUGCCAAUGGUGGAGAAUUAACCUUAAAGAUUAUCAAGUCGUCAGGCGAAUCGUUUAGCAUUAAAACGAAACAUACAAUGUCAAAAGACCAGGUUGAAUUUUUCAAAGCUGGUUCUGCCAUAAACUACAUUGGGAAGCUGUGUGGCAAACAAUGA
Eremothecium cymbalariae DBVPG#7215 is the source of this 2355-nucleotide messenger RNA. It is a transcript of the gene ACO2, whose product is annotated as aconitate hydratase ACO2. The record is from RefSeq and is a predicted model, not a curated record. Bases 1 to 2355 code for a protein of 784 amino acids. Gene Ontology annotation, biological process: tricarboxylic acid cycle. Gene Ontology annotation, molecular function: aconitate hydratase activity; 4 iron, 4 sulfur cluster binding. Lineage: Eukaryota; Fungi; Ascomycota; Saccharomycetes; Saccharomycetales; Saccharomycetaceae. The transcript has a single exon. Gene Ontology annotation, cellular component: cytosol; mitochondrion.